Messenger RNA from Esox lucius (northern pike), 1845 nucleotides. RefSeq names its product globoside alpha-1,3-N-acetylgalactosaminyltransferase 1. Lineage: Eukaryota; Metazoa; Chordata; Actinopteri; Esociformes; Esocidae. Gene Ontology annotation, biological process: carbohydrate metabolic process. The coding region runs from base 139 to 1188 and encodes 349 amino acids. Gene Ontology annotation, molecular function: hexosyltransferase activity. Gene Ontology annotation, cellular component: vesicle; Golgi apparatus; membrane. The record is from RefSeq and is a predicted model, not a curated record. The transcript has 11 exons.
UCUCUUUCUCUUACAAUACAGACGAGUGAAGGCAAGUGCUGCACGUGUGGUUUCUUAAUCUUCUCCGGUUACUAUUCUCUUAAGGGUGCAAUAGGUGCAUCUCACACUGUACUGAGUACUGGGACCAGAUAUGUUGAAAUGCUACCAAAACAACUACAUUGCCUGCUUUUUGUAGUAAUAGCUGGUGGGAUAAUUAUUUUCUGGUUGGUCUCUACACCUGCAUCUCUCCGUUUCACUGUCAAUCAGUCUUACUUUAAGCCUUCCUUUGAGAAGGGUUUAACAUGGCUCCAGGUACAGCAACAGAUUUUGCUGAAUCACAGUUUGCAGACCAAGCAAGCCAUGCUUAUGGAACCAGUGAGGUCUGACGUGCUGACUGUAACCCCAUGGCUGGCUCCUAUUGUCUGGGAGGGGACCUUUGAUCCCCAGGUCAUAGAUGAGGCCUUCAGGUCCUACAACCUCACCAUUGCCACCACUGUGUUUGCUGUGGGAAAAUAUACUCGUUUUCUCCGUGACUUCUUAGAAUCAGCUGAGAAGCACUUCAUGGUGGGGCUGAAUGUGCAGUACUACGUGUUUACUGAUCUACCAAGUCACGUUCCUAUCAACGUGACUCUGGGUGUCGGCAGACAGCUCAAAGUCGUGAAAGUGCCGAAGUUUGACCGCUGGCAGGAGAUAUCCCUCCGCCGCAUGGAACUCAUCCAGACUGCUAUAGAGGAAUACAUCCACCAAAGGGCGAACUACAUCUUCUGUCUUGACGUAGACAUGAUCUUCCAUGGCCGUGUGGGACCAGAGGCUCUGGGGAAACUGGUGGCUGCUAUACACCCCUGGUUCUACUGGGUACCCCGGAGCCAGUACCCCUAUGAGCGGAGGACAAUCUCCAAAGCCUACAUCCCCCAAGACCAUGGAGACUUCUACUACCAGGCCAACAUAUUUGGAGGAGCAGUGGAGGAUGUUCACAGACUGACCAAGACAUGUAGGGAACACCUGGAGAUGGAUAAGUCUGCUGGAGUGGAGGCUGUUUGGCAGGAGGAGAGUCAUCUGAACUGGUACCUGUUGAAGAACAAGCCCACCAAGCUGCUGUCACCUGAGUACGUCUGGGAUGACCUUAGAGGACAGGGCACCAAGGAGAUUAAACUGGUCCGCUUCUCCUCCAUCAUCAAGAACAAGGCAGAGGUCAGGGAGAACCCUUGAGGGGAGAGGGGAAGAGAAGAAGAAUGAAAAAGCUAUGAGUAGGAGACAGCAAAUGUACUUCAAUCACAGACUGCCUUACUUUACUUUGCUGUAUUUUCAUAAUGACUCAAAGUGACUAUUUACUGUAGAGAAGGUUAUACUCUGUCACACCUGAUUCAAAUGAUCAGCUCAUUAUCAAGUCCUUCAUGAGAUACAUCGGGUCUAUUCCAUUGUUGAAACACAACAAAUUCCUCUCUGUAAUAUGAUUUACAAUCAGAAGUCUUCAAACAUAGAUAGCAGCUGGUUAUGUCGAUUUAUUCGGUUGCAUGGGAGCAAGUCAACAGCACGUCAGAAUCAGAAGAUAGAGCAACCCAUCCUGCACCACUAGUGUAAGUCUUAUGGUUACAGGGGGCUUUAAAUACUCUUGACCAAAAGGUGUGAUUCUUUGUUUCAAAAGGUGUGAAAACUAAGGAGUACCCCCCCAACCAACCACACACACACCCACACACCCACAAUAGUGCGCCGCGGAUUACUUGUUAUUCAGAAUGGUGGUCCCUGGCACAGAACCAGUUGAAAACCCCUGGUUUAGAACUUGCUUUCAGCCUCCAGUAACUUGACUAAAGAAUUAGAAUGUUAAUAGAAUAUUUCAAACAUUCCUUCAUUCAUCUUCAUCCGCUU